GUUUUGGAGUUAAAGGUGUUGCCGUCUCUGUCGCAGAAUUUCCCCCUUUUUAUACUCUCCCUCUCCAAAUUCAUACAACAAUUCCCCCAAUUUCAAUUUCAAUUUCAAUUCCUUCAUCGCAAAAUGGCUCUUAAGCUCAAUCUCCCAUGUCGAAAUCUCCCUUCCAAUUCCCACAAUCGCAGAUCUCCGGCCCCUCUCAUGGCCUCCACGCUUCACUCAGUCUCCAAAGAGACAGGGGGCACAAAGAAUCCAUAUUUACCUCCCCGGGAAGUUCAUGUUCAAGUGACUCACUCCAUGCCACCUCAAAAGAUGGAGAUCUUUAGAUCGUUAGAUGAUUGGGCAGAAAAGAACAUUUUGUCUUACCUAAAGCCUGUUGAAAGUUGUUGGCAACCUCAAGAUUAUCUUCCAGACCCGGAGUCUGACGGUUUCUAUGACCAGGUCAAGGAAAUAAGGGAGAGAUCAAAGGAUAUUCCUGAUGAGUAUUUUGUGGUAUUGGUUGGGGAUAUGAUCACUGAAGAAGCACUUCCAACUUACCAGACAAUGCUGAACACCCUGGACGGUGUCCGGGAUGAGACGGGUGCAAGCCUCACCUCAUGGGCAGUAUGGACAAGGGCCUGGACUGCUGAAGAGAAUAGGCAUGGCGACCUUCUGAAUAAGUACCUUUACCUGUCGGGACGAGUUGAUAUGAAGAAAAUUGAAAAGACCAUCCAGUACCUCAUUGGAUCAGGAAUGGAUCCCAAAACAGAAAACAAUCCAUACCUUGGUUUCGUCUACACCUCUUUUCAAGAGAGAGCAACUUUCAUCUCUCAUGGUAACACUGCCAGGCUAGCCAAGGAGCAUGGUGACUUUAAGCUGGCACAAAUAUGUGGUAUAAUUGCAUCCGAUGAAAAACGCCACGAGACUGCCUACACCAAGAUUGUGGAGAAGCUUUUCGAGGUCGACCCUGAUGGCACGGUUAUGGCUUUAGCUGACAUGAUGAAGAAAAAAAUCUCAAUGCCAGCCCAUUUGAUGUUCGAUGGCCAGGACAACAACCUUUUUGAUCACUUCUCAUCGGUUGCUCAGCGGCUUGGGGUCUACACAGCUAAAGACUACGCUGACAUUCUGGAGUUCCUCGUCAGCAGGUGGAAAAUAGAGAAUUUGACAGGUCUCUCGGGCGAGGGGCGAAAAGCACAAGAUUUCGUGUGUGGGUUGCCUCCAAGGAUUAGAAGGCUGGAAGAGAGGGCUCAAAGCAGAGCCAAGCAAGCACAACGAGUUCCAUUUAGCUGGAUCUUCGGUCGAGAAAUACAAAUGUAAGAGAAACCGUCUCAAAGGAAGGUUUUAGACUACUUGAACGAGGCCUCUCUGAUGAAGUUCGAAUACAGAUCUGCAGCAUUUUCAACUUUAGUAUUAUUUUCAAGUCCGAAUUGCUCAAGAGAAAAUAUGUAGAUUAGACUUUGUUUCAGCUGCUGUAUUUGGUAGUUGUGAUACCCAGCUCCUUAUUUCUUUCGAAGAAAAGUAUCGGUAUUGGUUCGGGUUUUAAGUUUUGUCGUACACGAAAUAGAAUGCCUAGUAAGUUCUUUAUUAAUGGAAACAACUAUAGUAAUUUUGGCACAAAAUCAUAAUGGUGCUUUUCCUUUAUUUGUUUGAAUCAUCACCAAGAUUCAUUCCUA
This is a messenger RNA of Momordica charantia (bitter melon), 1649 nucleotides long. RefSeq names its product stearoyl-[acyl-carrier-protein] 9-desaturase, chloroplastic. Gene Ontology annotation, cellular component: chloroplast stroma. Lineage: Eukaryota; Viridiplantae; Streptophyta; Magnoliopsida; Cucurbitales; Cucurbitaceae. The record is from RefSeq and is a predicted model, not a curated record. Gene Ontology annotation, molecular function: stearoyl-[ACP] desaturase activity. Gene Ontology annotation, biological process: fatty acid biosynthetic process.